Messenger RNA from Verticillium alfalfae VaMs.102, 621 nucleotides. RefSeq names its product het-c. NCBI's taxonomy places the organism in Eukaryota, Fungi, Ascomycota, Sordariomycetes, Glomerellales, Plectosphaerellaceae. The record is from RefSeq and is a predicted model, not a curated record. The transcript has 4 exons. Gene Ontology annotation, cellular component: cytosol; cytoplasm; membrane. Gene Ontology annotation, molecular function: ceramide 1-phosphate transfer activity; ceramide 1-phosphate binding. Gene Ontology annotation, biological process: intermembrane lipid transfer; ceramide transport. The coding region runs from base 1 to 621 and encodes 206 amino acids.
AUGUCUGCCAUCACGAUCCCCCCCGGCGGUACCAUCGUCGACACCUUCAAGAAGUCCUUCGUCGACGUCCCAGUUGAUGCCGACAAGAACAAUGCCAUUGCCACCGCCGAGUUCCUUGAGGCCACCGAGUCUCUGACCACCAUCUUUGAUGUUCUCGGCUCCGUCGCCUUCUCCCCCGUCAAGUCUGACAUGCUCGGUAACGUCAAGAAAAUCCGCGACCGCCUCCUCGCCGCCCCCGCCGAGUCCCUCGACCUCCAGUCCCUCGUCCGCGCCGAAAUUGCCUCCAAGAAGCACGUCGCCGCCGAGGGUCUCCUCUGGCUGACCCGCGGCCUCGAGUUCACCUCCAUCGCCCUCUCUAAGAACGUUGCCAACCCCUCCGAAGAGCUUGCCGACUCGUUCCGCGCCGCCUACAGCAACACCCUCAAGCCCCACCACUCCUUCAUCGUCAAGCCCAUCUUCAGCGCCGCCAUGAGCGCCACGCCCUACCGCAAGGAUUUCUACGCCAAGCUCGGCUCCGACGAGGCCAAGGUCGCCUCCGACCUGCGCACCUACCUCGCCGCCCUCGAGAAGAUUGUUGCCAUCCUCAAGGCCUUUACCGAGAGCAAGGAGGCCAAGUGGUAG